ACAUGCGUCUAUGAUAGGCAGUUACAGAGACUUUCUUCACAGACUGCGGCUCCAAAGCAACAUUGACAACAUCUAAUGAGGCUUCUACAUGGAUAACACCAUCAAAUUUGAGCCUUGAAGACAGACACAACUUGGACGUGAACGCAGAGUAGUUCUUUGUACUGUGGGUGAUACAUUUCCCUUGGAUUUUACCUUUAGUUGCCUCAGUGGACGAUGACUUCCAGACGACCAAUGACCCGCACUUACUCUGGCAGUGGGAGGACAAGCAGCUUCAGUGAAGAGGAGGGCAGCUCUUCCAAUGGCCGCUCGGAAAGCCGCAAUCCUUACCUCUCGAAUGUUAGGCCUGAAAACAGCUAUUCAAGGUAUUCUCACUACAGGCCACCGAGGAGCACUUUGUGCAGCGUCAUGGCCCAACUGACCGAGGACAUACAGCCGUCCUUUGAGACCACCUUGAAAUCAAAGGCAGUUUCAGAAAACUGCAAUGUGAAGUUCUCCUGUGUGGUAUCAGGUUACCCAGCUCCAGAACUGAAAUGGUAUAAGGAUGAUAUGGAAAUGGACCGUUACUGUGGACUCCCAAAAUAUGAAAUUCAUCGUAAUGGAAAAACCCACACCCUCCAUAUUUACAAAUGCACACUGGAUGAUGCAGCCAUCUAUCAGGUUUCAGCUAGCAAUAGCAAAGGUAUUGUCUCCUGCUCAGGAGUUUUGGAGGUUGGCACCAUGAAUGAGUACAAGAUCCACCAGAGGUUCUUUGAAAAGCUGAAGCAGAAAGCAGAAAAGAAGAAGAGCGAACUGGAGGAGAACACUAAGAACGGGGGUAAAGAAAACAUUGAGAAAGAGAAACUGCAAAGUAGCCCUGAGCGUCCUCCAAGGAAGAGGCAUGUCCCCCCGCUGGAGAGGAAGCCAGCGGUCAAGGAGCCUGAGGCUGAACAACUGGGAGCUGCUGCAGAACCUAAUGGACCUGUGACAUCCCAAGUCUCAGAGAAGAAGAUAUCUCCACCUGAGGAAACCUUGGCAAAAAAGAAACUAAAGAUCACAAAUGGUGUAGAUGCUGAGGUUAAUAACAGCAGUAGCAGCAAAGGCAGCUGCAGCAGAACCAAUAUGAUGGGUAUUGGAGGAGAAAACUGCUAUGAUGGAGGAAUCGGUUUGGCACAAUUCCUGGCAGAGACUCUCCAGUCCCAGGCUGUAGAGGAGAAACAGAGCUCAUCGAAAGGGGAAACCCCUAAAGAGAUGGAUAUAACUACUGUACGUGUCAGUAAAGAGAGAGAGAUUGUGCAAACAUUGAGGGAAGAACAAGAAAAAGAGGAAGAUUAUGUCAGGGAGAAGAAGAGAGCAGAAGAACUGGCCACAGAGAGGGACAAAGAAAAGGAAAGGCUGUUGGAGAUGUCACACACAGUACCUAACACAAAACAUGGUUCACACGCCAAACAUCACAAUAAGGUUCAUAAGGAUCACGACCAUCACAACAUCCAGACUUCCUUAACCUCUGUGCUUCACUCAGUCAAAGAUUUCUUCUUUGGUAAGAGCAAAAAGGACUCUCAUGAUCACGUUGAAAACAAGGAGAGGGAGCUCGACCCUUACCCUGUCUCAACGCCACCAUCAUUUCGGUUGCAACCGGAGCAGAACCAAGUGUGCAAGUCUCUCAAAGAGGACUUUGUACCUAUGGAAAUAGAUCAACCAAAGCAGCCUUCUAAAACUGUGGAUAUAGAACAACAGUCAACGUCACUGAAGCCGCAUGAACACAAGCAUGAAGACAUUGUUCAACACACAGUCCAUCCACCAGAACACAAGUUACCACCUGAGAGCAUAGACCUGCCCAGGGGGGAGAGUGUGAACGCACAUGACAGUCCUAUGGAGGUCAUGGAGGUGUCUGUGGGUCAAAAGAUCAUUGGUCCAGGUGAAGAAAUGUCAUUAUCUGGGCUUCAAGUUCUUACUGAGGCUGACGAGAAAGAUUCUCGGAUAGUAUCAGCUAUCAAAGAGGACUUUGUUCACCAGCAGGAGCCAGAACACCUGGUAGUGUCACCACAACCUUAUCACCACGCUUCAAGAGAUGAGCCCUCACCUAAGGAUGAAACAUCAAUUUUGCUACAGACCAAUGCUCCUUAUGGAGAGGAACACUCCCCCACACCCACACCCACUAGUUUGGGAAAGAGCUGCACUCCCCCUUCCAAUCUUAUCUCAGUGUCAAACAGCCAAAGCCUUGGUAAAGCAUCCUGUAAAACGUUACGGGAAGAGAAGACAAGCAGUGCAAAGAUGGACAAAGAACCUGACUCAGAGGAGGACCCUUCCUCCGAUAAGUCAUGUGAGGAUGAGAAAGCUGAAGUGAAAUCAUACGAACAGCCUUGCUUGGAUAUAAACAGAUCUGAGAAUACCAAAUUAAGAACAGGUUCACUGGAAGAGAGAAUAGAACCAUGUCUAUCUGAAACGCCGGAUCAGGUGCUUUCACCUCUCCCUGCUGUGGCUACAGACAGUGUAGAUAAAGAUAAGGUUGAAGAACAGACAGAAUGUACUUCACUUAUUCAGGAAAUGAAUGUAGGAUUUCCGUUUACUGAAGCCCCAGAGAGUUUAGAGAAGGGUGACCUAAAAAUGCAACAAGAAUGCACUUCUUCUGUAGUAGAGGGGAGCACUAAAACCCACAAUGCCAGUGCAAUACAGAGUUUAAACACAGGUUUGAGAAGCAGUGAAGAGGAAAAGAAAUUGAAAGAGGUUUUGAAUGCUGCUUUAGAUUCAGAAGUGAAGUGUUGUGAAAAUCUUAAAACACAAGAUAUGGAGGCAAUUUUAGAAAAUGAGAGCAAUGAAGCAAUGAAUGAGAGUGUAAUGUUAGAAGUGAAGACUGAGAAGAUAAAGCCAGUGAAAGUAGAUGAGUUUGAUGAAUCAAACAGCUUUUUAGUAACAGAGAACAAGAAAGGUAUUGCUUUUAUCUCAGAGAAACACAGCAUUGAAGUUGGCUGUGUAAUUCAGAAGGGUCAACCUCCACUGAAGAUCCCAGAGAUCCAAAUAUCUACAAUUGAAGACACCCCAGAUUUAAAUCCAACUGUGGCAGGCGUAAACCCAAUUGAACAUUUUAUAAUUCCAAUAAUUGAAAUAAUGGAGCCUGAGCUCAAAGAGCUUCCUCUAGCUAUUUUGACACCAAACAAGAAAGAAUCAGAGCCUCCUACUUUGCAAAAACAUGAUACAACUCAUGUGUCUGACGUUAUAGAGCAGAAUGUGGAUAACUGUCCAAGUUUGCUGCCCACACAGAAAAGUAUGCAAAAUGAUAGCAACCCCUCACUUACAGAUGAGUAAAAAAUUGCGCAAUUAGAUGACAAGACAAAUAUAUUUGAGCAGGAGCCAGCACACAAGAAGAGCAGCGAACAGCUCCCUCAGAUGAAUCAUGCAUCAAUUCCUGUUAUAAGUGUUUCAUGCACUGAGGACGAAGUGUGUGUAAAGGCAAGGCAGCCUGUUGAUACUCCAACGUUGCCUUUGUUUGUGGUGCCACCAAUCUCAGUCACUUGUCAUGAAAAUGAUUCUGGACUCACACUGCCCAUGCAAAGUGGGUGGAUAGAAACAGAAACUUCAGCUGCGCCGCAAAGGGGAACCAGGAAUGAUGACAAUAAUACCACUGCAGCUGAAAAAACUCAAAGAGGCAAGCAGAACCAAGUAGAAACUACAGAAAAGGGUAUUAAAGAAAACACUCCCUCUAUGCCAUAUGAAGCUCUGAUACCAAAGGUUGGUGACUAUGUGCCAUCUUUCAGUAACGUAGCAGAAGACAACACUGUACCUGAAGUUUUGAAGGUAAAACCCCUAAAAGAGGCAAAGAUAGAGAAUACUGUGUCUGUAGAGGACCUCCAAAGAAACAGGCCAACUGUUGAGAGACUCUGCUUUAAACCCCCAACACACCCAUCAUUGAGCCCAGCCAGUCUUCGAAAAUUCAUGUCCAGAGCUUCUCAAGACUCGGACAUAUUAACUAAUGACAAAAUAGAUGAAGAUUUAAGUGGAGGCUCAACACCGACAUCCUCCCUCUCCUGUGAGAGCAGUCCCCGUCUAAAGCGCAGAGAUAGUCUGUCACUCAUACGCUCCGCCACGCCUGAGGAGCUGGCCUCCGGAGCUCGUCGUAAGAUCUUCAUGCCAAAACCUAAAGAAGAUGGAGAGGGAGCAGUGGUCGGUGCCUUGGAUACUCAAGGCAAGAAGGAGACCCCUUACAUGUCACCCAGCCAGGCACGCAGAGCAGCAUUACUACAAGCUCCCACAGGACAAAAUACCCCACCAAUGGAAAGGCGCUCUCCUCUGCUGAGCCGCAGAAAGGCCACCUUGGAGGUGCCAAAAGUUGUGGAGGAGACUCCCACUGUGGAUCCAGUCAGCAACAAAUCAGAGGAGAAACCUGCUGAAAAGAAGCUAGACCCUUUGAAAGCUCCACAGGUCAUCCGUAAGAUCCGGGGAGAGCCGUUCCCGGAUGCCUCUGGACACCUGAAGCUGUGGUGCCAGUUCUUCAACGUGCUCAGUGACUCCACCAUCAAGUGGUACAGAGAUGAGGAAGAAAUUCUAGAAGUGAAGAGAAGUGGAGGAGAUGAGAGCCAGGUAGCACUGGCUGUUGUUUUAGCAUCAAGCCAUGACUGUGGAGUAUAUGGCUGUACGAUCAAUAAUGAAUAUGGGACUGACACCACUGACUUCCUGCUCAGCGAGGACAUUCUGUCUGAGAUUCUACUAAAAGAUGACUUGGAAGUUGGAGAGGAAAUCGAGAUGACCCCACUGCUGUUCAGCAAAGGCCUGGCGGACUGUGGCAGCUGGGGAGAAAAAUAUUUUGGCCGCAUUAUGACAGAAACUGCGCAGAUUGGAGAGGGCUGCUCUCACAAGACCAGCAAAGUGAAGGUAAUUUACGGCCUGGAUCCCGUCUUUGAGUCUGGAAGCGCCUGCAUCAUCAAAGUUCAAAGCCCCAUCGCCUACGGGAACACACAGGAGAACAACCUUGCAGACAAAAAUCUACAGAUAACUAAGCAAGAAAUCAAAGUCCAAAACAUGAUGCGAGAAUACUGUAAAAUCUUUGCGGCUGAAGCAAGACUUAUUGAAAACUUUGGCUUUUCGCUAGAAGUGAUUCCUCAGUAUCUGAUGUACCGGCCUGCAAACUCUGUGCCAUAUGCCAAAUUGGAAGCUGACCUUAAAGGUGAAUUCCUCAAGUACUGCAGGAUGGAUCCUAAAGGCAGGCUGAUAACACAAACCGGCUCUGAGGUGGAGCAGAAAGGCAGCACCUUCCAGCAUUGGAUCCAUCAGUGGACACAUGGCAAUUUGCUGGUUACUCGUCUGGAGGGUGUUGAAACAAAGAUAACUAAUGUUGGAGUUGUGACCAAGUCAAAAGGAUACCAAGGACUAACAGAGCAGGGCUCUCCCGAGGUGUUCGAACAGUUCCUGACACACCAUCAGUGCAACUACUACUGUGGACUUCUCGGCCUUCGCUCACUGAAGUCUAUUGACUGUCAUUCCACAAAGAUAAAGGGCUCCAGGAGCCCCCUGCUCAACCGCAAGUUGGGCUCUAACAGCCCGCAACUGCAGCGGAAAGGAAACAGUCCUCAGCUGUCCAGAAAGCCUAGCCCAAAGGUGACUAGAAAAGUCCAGGAGACCGAGGAUAGUAAAUCAGGCGCAAAGCCCAAGCCUGCAGUAACUGUAGAUCUUCUUGAAGUGAGGUAGGAGGAAAUGCCUCUUCUUUGUCAAGCAAGAUUUUUCUUGCUUUAAAUGGUGCAGUAUUACAUUUUCUUUCCAGUAAUGAAAAACCAGUAUGGACUUAAAGGGUGAGACUAAAAGGAGUAUUGUGUUAACCUGACUUGUCAUUAAGAAUUUCUCAGCUGUCAUUACAAUUACACUAUAAGACAUCUAUCCUCCAGCUACUGGCUGUAGCUGAAAGGUUGGUAAGAAUGUCAACAGCUAAAGCAUUGUAAACUUUUACAAAAGCAAAAGAAACACUUGGUCAGAGUGGAGUUGAAGUUAGUUAUUGAAUAGUUUGAAACAGUUGCCUCAGAGUCUUAUCGGUCUUAGCGCUACGAGUGGACAAACAAUUCUCAAAGUAAUAAUUUAAUAAAAUCAUCAUUGAACAAUUAACCUGACAUAAAAGAUGAUACUAUGGAUAAUAAAACCAAAGCCACAGAGGGGGUUGAGGUAACAUAUUCAUAUUAAUGCUGCAUUUUCCUGCGAUGUACAGUAUGUAGUAGGAUCGAACAUUUAUUUUAGAGACUUUAUUUAUGGCUUGCAAUAAUAAUGCCUAUGCAGCAUUUUGGCUGUGAAAUGACGACUUUUUGAGGUCGAGGAUUUUUGUGAGCACUUUGUUUUUGGCAUAACUUUUUUGUAGUUUUUGAAUACUUUUUAUCUGCGCCUUUAAUGAGUCCUCUUUGUCAAUUUCAGUUCAUUUCAAUAUAUGCUGGUGAAUGCAAAGCAAUGAGCAGUAAGUGGCUUACCAGAAACGUCUUUAACUAUGGUAUGCUCAUUGACAUGAAAACACACGGGUGUGUUCCCAGCAUAUGGAAAGCUGCUGAAUGACUUCCACAAAGUAAUUUGGAUCCGACCUAUGGACUGUGGGAUAAAAGCACACUGAACAAAAAGAGCAGGCUCAGCACUUUCAGAAGCCUAUUAACCACUAAGUAAGGCUCCCUGAAUGAAAUCUGUAAAGUUUUACAGCAACCUGACAAUCACCUUCCACUGAACAAGAGAGCUGUGAGUAUUUCUAGUGCAGGUAUUCAAAGUUAAAGAGUAACUGUAAUCACUUGCCUUUUUCCGAUUAAUAAAGCCCUGACAUGAAAUCCUAAGGAAUUCCUAAAAGGGAUUAUCGUCAAUGAUCAAGGAGAGUUCUCAAAGCUGCCGUUAACAUCUCUGUAAUUGCAUGAUUCUUUAUCAUAUAGAAAUUUUAAAAGAGGUUGAAAUCAGGUUGAAAAAUCGAACAGAGGAUGAUGGUGAAAUCACUGUAAUGUUAGGUUGUGGUGUCUAUUAAACAAACUGUAUUGUGUUUAUGUGUACAUAAAGUUCGUGGACUGAUUAUCUGAAGUCUGAGUAAUUGAAUGAGUGAUUAAGAAGAAUAAGUGUGUUCACCACGUGUGCUGUUUGUCAUGUCAAAUCAUGUCAGCAAAUUUCUUUUUUUUAAUAAAAAUGUUUAAAAUGAAUAA
Messenger RNA from Eleginops maclovinus (Patagonian blennie), 7121 nucleotides. It is a transcript of the gene alpk3a, whose product is annotated as alpha-kinase 3a. The record is from RefSeq and is a predicted model, not a curated record. Gene Ontology annotation, molecular function: protein serine/threonine kinase activity; ATP binding. NCBI's taxonomy places the organism in Eukaryota, Metazoa, Chordata, Actinopteri, Perciformes, Eleginopidae. Gene Ontology annotation, biological process: cardiac muscle cell development; protein phosphorylation. Gene Ontology annotation, cellular component: nucleus.